Messenger RNA from Dromiciops gliroides (monito del monte), 1659 nucleotides. RefSeq names its product immunoglobulin superfamily member 1-like. The transcript has 8 exons. The coding region runs from base 1 to 1659 and encodes 552 amino acids. The record is from RefSeq and is a predicted model, not a curated record. Lineage: Eukaryota; Metazoa; Chordata; Mammalia; Microbiotheria; Microbiotheriidae. Gene Ontology annotation, cellular component: plasma membrane.
AUGGACCCCACAGUCACUGUCCUGCUGUCCAUUGACAUGCAUUCCCUGGAUGAGAAGGGAGGGACACAGGGGACCCUGAAAUGGACGUUUGGCGUGACUCACGGGGAGGCUUCAGAAUCCAAAGGUGAGACAAACACUGGGGUCCGAGGAAUCCCUAGAAACAUGGACUCUGUUUCCUUCUCAGCCACCCUCCCCAGGCCCACCCUCUGGGCUGUCCCCGGUCCUGUGGUCCCCAAGGGAGCAAAUGUGACCCUCAGGUGCCAGGGCCCCCUGGGGAGUGACAGGUUCCAGCUGUGGAAGGAUGGAGAGCUCAGAGAAGAGAGAAAUGCAUCCUGGGAGCUGGCAGAGUUUGUGCUCAGGCAGGUGAAUGAUGUGACAGAUGCGAGAAGCUACAGGUGCUGCUCUGGGCAGGGGCCCUGGUGGUCAGAGCUCAGUGAACCCUUGGCCCUGGUGGUGACAGGUUUGCCCAAUCCAUCCAUUAGAUCUUCAUCUGGCUCCACAGUAUCCCCAAAUACCACAGUGACCAUCUGCUGCUACUUCUCCCCACUGGGAUCCUCUCAGGACUAUAUUUUUGCUCUGCUGGAGGCCAAGAGCCUGCAGGUCUUACAGCAGCAGAGCCCUACAGGGUCCCAGGCUAUUUUCUCACUUCCAUCUGUGAGGCCCGAGGACACUGGGAGCUACAGCUGUAUUUACUACAGGAAGACGGCCCCCUACAGAGGGUCACGUCCCAGCCAGGUCCUGGAGCUCACUGUGCCUGGACCAUUCCCCAAGCCCACUCUCUGGGCCCAACCUGGCCUUGUGGUGAAUACAGGGGCCAACGUCACCCUGUGGUGCUCAAGGCCCAAGCUGCCUUUCCUUGAAGAGGUGACCUUGACUCUGUGGAAGGCUGGGACCCGGGAGCCCUUAAGGCAGCAGAGCUCGGCAGAGCCCUGGACUAGCUUCCUCCUCCCUUCUGUGAGACCCCAGGACACUGGGAGCUACAGCUGUGCUUACAGGGAGGGGAGAGCCCCUGCCAGAGGAUCAGAACCCAGUGAGGCCCUGGAGCUGGUGGUGCCAGGUUCUCUUCCCAAGCCUUCCCUCUCAGUCUGGCCUGGGCCAGAGGUGACAUCAGGGUCUGAUGUGACCCUCCUGUGCUGGGGGCCCUCAAGAGCUACUAGGUUUAUUCUCUACAAGGAGGGAGAUGAGAAAGACCUGCCAAGCACGGAUGCCUCUCAAAAUGUGUCCAAAUUCUUCUUGACUGAUGUGACCCCCAAGGAUUCUGGCAGUUACAGCUGCCAAUACCAGCUUGUCACCAAUGGAAGUCUCCUGACCCAACACAGUGACCCCCUGGAGCUCAUAGUGAGAGGUUCAGAGCCUAUAAACCCCCUCAUCAUCACCCUCAGCUGUGUUUCCUUCCUCCUCCUCCUCCUCUGCCUUCUCUUGCUCACAUGCCUGUGCUGUGGAUCCAGCCCAAUGGCUGCCUCUGUUGCCCUUGUCUUCCUUGGAAUCUGCCCAGUCAGCCUGAGGCCCCCAGAGAGGAAGCCCUGUGCUUCCAUGGCUGAAGACCCCCAGGGAGUCAUCUACACUCAGCUGAACCUAAGAACCUUGAAUAAGAAAAAAACUGUCCACAAGGGGACUCCCAUAGAGCCCACCCUCUAUGCUACUGCAUACUUGGACUAA